This is a messenger RNA of Podospora anserina S mat+, 1269 nucleotides long. RefSeq lists its product as uncharacterized. Gene Ontology annotation, cellular component: actin cortical patch. The record is from RefSeq and is a predicted model, not a curated record. Lineage: Eukaryota; Fungi; Ascomycota; Sordariomycetes; Sordariales; Podosporaceae. The transcript is spliced from 3 exons. The coding region runs from base 1 to 1269 and encodes 422 amino acids. Gene Ontology annotation, biological process: actin cortical patch localization; actin filament bundle assembly. Gene Ontology annotation, molecular function: actin filament binding; phosphatidylinositol binding.
AUGGGAAUCAACAAUCCGCUCCCUUCGAGCUUAUCCUCCGAAUGCAAAAAGUGCGGCAAGAUCCUCUCCUCGUUCAUCGACCCUAGACAAGCCUUUGGACCCGAGAAGGUCAUCCCACCAUCUGUCCUCGCCAACGCCAAGGUAAGCAACCAACUGCCAUGCCAUUGUCGGGCUCCGUCAACUCCCCGGCUAACAAUUUUUACACAACAGGGCCUCGCUAUCCUUACUGUGAUCAAAGCAGGCUUUCUCGGAUCCGCCCGUUUCGGCUCCGGCCUCGUCGUCGCCCGCCUCCCCGAUGGCUCCUGGAGCGCCCCAUCCGCAAUCGCAACUGGCGGUGCUGGCUUUGGUGGCCAGAUCGGCUUCGAGCUGACAGAUUUCGUCUUUAUUCUCAAUGACGCCAGCGCUGUCAAGACCUUCUCCCAGGCUGGCUCCCUCACACUCGGCGGCAAUGUGUCAAUAGCUGCUGGUCCUGUAGGCAGGAACGCAGAAGCUGCCGGCGCUGCCUCUCUGAGAAGUGUGGCCGGUAUCUUCAGCUACUCCAAGACAAAGGGAUUAUUCGCCGGUGUCUCCCUCGAAGGCUCAGCCAUUAUCGAGCGCAAGGACGCCAAUGCUAAGCUCUACGGCCGACAGAUCUCGGCGAGGGAACUCCUGUCUGGAGCCGAGCGCCCACCGUCGCAGGCUUAUCCCCUAAUGAGCAUCCUCAACACUCGAGCUUUCAACGGUAUGGCGGGCGGUGGAUCGAUGGACAACAGAAUGUACAACGACGUACCGGUGUAUGACGACCACGAAGACCCGGUUGUCUGGGGUAACAAGACUGGCCAAGCUUAUGGGGAGGGGCAGUCGAGGAACCGGGACAGUGUGCCUGCAGGGAGCAGUGGACAGGGAGAUUACUAUGCGCCACCCAAGAGAUCUUCCACGUGGCAGGAUCCGGUUUAUGAUCAGGAGCCCAGAUCGUUUGGGCAGGGGUCGAGGUCGAGCACGUAUGCGGAUAAUUCUUUUGGUGGGGCCGCGACAGGAGAGAAGAAGGCUCCGCCUGGACGGCCGGCGGCGCCGAAGCCGAACUACGCGGGUAAGGAAGCCAUGUUGAAGAAGAAUGAGGCUAUUGCGCUGUUUACCUUUGAGGCGGUGGAGCCGGGCGAUUUGGGAUUCAAGAAGGGGGAUGUGAUCACUGUCUUGAAGAAGACGGAUAAUGCUACGGAUUGGUGGACGGGCAUGAUUGGAACGAAACACGGUAUUUUCCCCAGUAAUUAUGUCAAGAUGAAGGAGUGA